This is a messenger RNA of Exophiala dermatitidis NIH/UT8656, 2443 nucleotides long. RefSeq lists its product as uncharacterized. The transcript is spliced from 4 exons. NCBI's taxonomy places the organism in Eukaryota, Fungi, Ascomycota, Eurotiomycetes, Chaetothyriales, Herpotrichiellaceae. The coding region runs from base 1362 to 2012 and encodes 216 amino acids. The record is from RefSeq and is a predicted model, not a curated record.
UCGGCCGAGCAGCGGCCCCAGGAGCUUGUCUUGAACAAGCAAGCCGCUUCCCAAGGUACCUUACCCCCCGCCUUGUAUCAUUGUACUGGAGGUAUUUCGGCCGGCUCCAUAUCGCACAGUUCGGACUCGUGGCGGGGUAUUAUGUAAGGCGAUUUGCUGGCAGCACUGGCAUUUGGGGGGCCUAGUACCCCUCGCUGCUUACCGCUGUCCUCUCUCCAGACCCCCGGGGUGCGCAUCAGCCUAUCGGCCCCAGCAAGAUCGCAUGUGUGGUGUAGGACAUCCAGGGUCUACCAUUGACGGUGUUCGGAAACUCUAUGACCAAGUCCUAUGGGCAGAUGGCCAGCUGAAACGUAUUGGGAGUACCAUGCCGCCUUAUCUGCGCAGGUUUAAGCACGACAGAAUCUCAGGAUGAGGAAUUUUUUGACAGGUUAAGGCGCAUCCACCUUCUCUCCGUUGCACACAAGACAUUCACAAUCCACCGGCAUUUUCAAUUACGAUGCUUUCGGGAGAAAGAGUUUGCAUACACACAGAUGUCAUGCGUCUCUAUUGCCAUAAAUUCUGGACGGGACGCUCAGUGCUGGGUCAUGACACCACUCACAGAGAUAACCUUAAAAAUGUGGACGGUUAUCACACAUAUAAUUGCGUGCCCUUACACUCAUCUGUCAUUGUGACCAAUUCAUGAUCUACGAUACCGCCGAGUUACAUCAGCUCGCGCUGGUUGGCAGAGAUGCCAUUUGGAAUAUGCAAGACUGGUGUACCAUUGCUAAAAGAGGAGUUCGGCUUAUCGAUGUAUUGUUGGACCUUCACGACAUACUACCAAACGAGCAAUCUCAGCAACCUAGCCUCGAAUUGAUUAUCCUGGGACUCAUAGGCUCUCCACUCUUGCUCGCAAACCGGAUCCGAUCCUCGUUCGUGCAGUUUGUGAAGAAGUCCUUAGAUGAUCCGAACAUGUUGGUACCCAGGGCUUGCGGAAUGUCAUGGCCUGUCAGCUGCUAAUCUCACACACGGACCCACAAGAUGCUGCUCGGACCCCUCCUUGACGUUUUCAUUGCUUACCUUAGGACGUAAGAGACCCUGCCGGGCCAGGAUCCGACCCUACUCGCAACCCCGGCCGAGCGCCCGGCUCCAUCCCCGGUCGUCCACUACAUGGCCCCGAAGUCUGGAGGUCAGUGGUCAUUGGCAGGGGGCCAUUGUACGACCCUCAAGUUGAGGGUUAUUUGCUUUGUGCACUGCUCGACUAGAUAUAUCUACACUAUAUAUCAUCUGGUAUCAAACACUGCAGUGCUCUUGACCGACCACCACUACACUUGCUGCCCUUGAUCAUCGCAGUUUGCCCUAUCUCAGCUAGAGCCUUUUCCACCAUGGAAAUCAAAAAAUAUUACCUUGCACCAACCGCGCUCGUCCCAAAUUCACCGCUGCCUCUGCUCCAUUACGUGGGGGCCAUAGCCCCCGGAGACGAUGCCAAAGUCCGAUUCUAUGACCUCCUCAGGGCAAACAACUGGGAGUUGCAGUGGCUCGUCCGAUAUGGCCCAACCCAAGAAGCUCACUACCACUCGGGCAUUCAUGAGUGUAUGGCCGUCUUGUCUGGCGAGGCAACGAUCAGGUUCGGUGCUGCAGACACGACCCCCGAUCUGGAGGCGAGUACGAACGGGGUGGGCAAAGAGCCGGGGGGUCUUGAGAUUCAAGCUCAUGCUGGCGAUGUCUUUUUGAUCCCUGCAGGAGUCUGCCACAAAACCUUCAAUCCCAUACCGAACCCUGGCUUCGAACGACUCACACCCGGAGAUGGCCACUCGGUCGAUGCAGCCGACGUAAGAAAAUUUGUUUCAGAGGUUGAGCUCUCCGGAUUUACAAUGAUGGGCUGUUACCCCCAAGGUCAUGGCACGUGGGACUUUCUCACAGGUGGCGAAGGUAACUACGAAAAGGCAUGGAGUGUUCCCAUCCCAGAGCGUGAUCCAAUCCUGGGCACGUCCCCUGAUGGAAUCCUCGGCACUUGGAGAUGGCCAAAUCAUUAGGUGAUCUUGAGGUCAAUCCUGUCACACGACAUGUUCUUGAUUCAUUAAUGGCACAGCCGAUAACACGCUCGCCGCCCUGCGGUGUUGUCUGCAUACCUUGAUACAUGAGAUUCGACCUACAUAUGAUAAGAUCAGCUAAGCUACUAGUGCUUACAUUCUUGUACGAAGGAGGUUUGCUCAAUCAAGCUCCAUCAAGUAUUCAUUUCCUGUGGUACAUGAUCUCCCUCACCGAUGAACCUUGGGUAAUCAUCAUGUGCGGGGGGGUUGCGAAAGUACCACUGUAGGUAGGUACUUUAAGCGUAUUAGGUACUAGCUAGAUAUCGAGACCUAGAGACUGGCGCUAUCUUAUAACACUCGAUACUAUAUUGUUCGAUAAGUUCCCGGACCUCGUUUAUAUAAUAGGACAAGUCCCUCACGUGCUUGGUGAAACC